AUGCAAGUUGAGGAUGUCGAGGACGAGGAAACAGCAGCUCCAGAUAGCGUUAAGAGGACCCGCAGACGCAGUUGUAGCGGAUCUGUCAAGAGCGGGGGACGCAGUCCAGGCAGAGAUGGUACUGUGGAUGAACCUGCUGACGAGUCGAGUGAAGACGACUGGGAUGCAGACUUGGAUAGCGAGGACGAGGAGGAGAAAAAGAGAAAAGCGGAGGAAGAGGAAAAAGCGAAGAGGGAGGCUGAAGAAGCUGCUGCUAAGGCUGCUAAGAAAGCUGCUUCUAGUGGUGCAGCAGCAGCAUCAAAGUCCAGCGCUGAUGACAGUGACCAAGACUCUGAUGCCUCCUCUGGCAGUGACUCAGACUCAGAUUCUUCCUCAGAGGAGGAGGAUCUAGGACUCCGUUCUCCAAUCGUUUGUAUUAUGGGCCACGUCGAUACGGGUAAAACCAAGUUGCUGGACAAGAUCCGUCGUACUAACGUUCAAGAUGGCGAGGCAGGAGGAAUCACUCAGCAGAUUGGUGCUACCUUCUUCCCAGAGCAAUCCCUGAACGAACAACUCGUCAAGGUUGACAAAGACCAGGAACUCGAACUUCCAGGGUUGUUAAUCAUCGACACGCCAGGGCACGAAUCGUUUAACAACUUGAGAAAACGUGGUAGCUCUCUGGCUGAUCUGGCCAUUCUAGUGGUGGACAUCAUGCACGGCUUGGAACCGCAGACACUGGAGUCUCUAGAAAUGCUGAAGCAGAGACGUUGUAACUUUGUGAUUGCGCUGAACAAAGUGGAUAGGUUGUUCGAGUGGGACAGCAAGGAGUACGUGGCAUUCAAGAGCUCCUUCGAGAAACAACCGGAGAACACGAAAAGCGAAUUCAGGGAUAGGUACUUGCUUACGUUUCAUUUUUGCAAGUUCACGUAUAUUGAAUAUCUUUGAUGGCAAUUGCUUCUUUAAACCUAAUCCACAAGUUGUGCUUAUCUCCUCCUCGUCGUAUCCAGAAUCUAUCAAACUCCCUUCCAUCAUCUUCACCCACGAAUACAGGUUCCAACACGUCCAGACCCAAUUGGCGGAGAAGGGAUUGAACACGUAUUUGUACUGGGAAAAUCCGAAUAUCAAGCAGAACGUUUCGGUCAUCCCGACGUCAGCGAUCACGGGAGAAGGUAUGCACAUUCACUCAUACUUUUUGGUUUCUUCAUGAUGCUCUACAACUUCCUACAAUUUCCAUCCUCCCUUCUCUGACCGUUCUUGUUGUGGAUUUUGAGCCUACUUAAAAGUACUUUUUAUCUUCACAAGAAUCAAGUGAACAACACCAGGUGUCCCCGAUCUGCUGUACAUGAUCAUUAAGAUGAGUCAAGACGCUAUGCGCCGCAAACUCGAGAUUAAACGCGAACUCGAAUGCACCAUUCUCGAAGUGAAGACCCUAGAGGGUCUCGGCACCACCAUCGACGUCGUCCUGGUCAACGGGGAACUGAACAAGGGUGACACCAUCGUCGUCCCCGGUCUCAAUGGCCCCAUCGUGACCCAAGUCCGCGCCUUAUUGACUCCCCAGCCCUUGCGGGAGAUGCGGGUGAAGGGGGAGUACAUCAACCACAAGAAAAUCGAUACGAGCAUGGGCAUCAAGAUUUGUGCCACGGGGUUGGAGUCGGCGUUGGCGGGUGGGAGUUUGAGGGUAUGCAACGAUCCAGAGGAGCUAGACGAUGUGCGUGAGCAGCUAGAAGACGAGUUCGACGAAGCGGUGAAUGCGUUCGAGAAGAGCGAUGUUGGGGUACAUGAUUUUGUCAUAACAACUUUGUGACUUUCUUGUUCUUCGUCUACAGAAGUUAUACUAGAGUAGUUUAUGGGCACGGUGGGCAACGCUGGGCCGCCGCUGGGCGGCCACGCUUGGCACGGUGGGCAGAACAAGUUAUACUAUGGUUUGAUUAAUAGCGAGAAUAUUUCUUCGUGAAGAACAUAAUUACUUCAUGGUACUAACCUUUUUGUUUUUCCCCACUCACAAAAACAUCUGAAUUUCAACUGCACAACUUCAAGAAUGCAAUGUUCAACAUACCAAAAAUUAAAAUCAUGAAUUUGAAUCAUCAGGUGUACGUCCAAGCUUCUACUCUUGGUUCUCUCGAAGCCCUUCUCGCUUUCCUGAAGUCUGUGGACAUCCCAGUUUUCCAAGCCAACAUUGGUGUCGUCCAUAAAAAAGACGUGAAAAAAGCGGCCAUCAUGCGGGACAAGGGCAAACCCGAAUAUGCCGUGAUCCUCGCCUUCGACGUCAAGGUCGACGAAGACGCGCGCAAAGAAGCCGCUCGCUCCACCACUGGCGUGACCAUCUUCACAGCGGACAUUAUUUACCACUUGUUCGACCAGUUCACCAAGUACAUCGAUGGCGUGAAGGAAAUGAAGAAGAAGGAGGUCUCUGACGAAGCCGUCUUCCCGUGUGUGCUGAAGAUCGUGCCGCAAUACGUUUUCAACAAGAAAAACCCGAUUGUGGUGGGUGUCGACGUCGUCGAAGGCUUAGUCAAAGUGGGAACCCCACUGUGCGUGCCGGACCAAGGAAAUUUGGAGAUUGGCAGAAUAGUCGGCGUUGAACGCGACAACAAAUCAGUGGACUCGGCGAAGAAAGGUAAGGCGAUAAUUUAGUUGGAGUUACUAGUUAUAAAAACAUCAUGAUGGUUAUGUUGUUUAUCUGUGGAUUAGCGUUUCAACAUCAAUCAUGGAUGAAGAGGUUGAAAUUCUAAAGCGCUGACUCCAACCUACGUGACAUCAACUAUUACUUGAAUUUUUCCAGUAUACUCAACCUCCCUCAAUCCUCACAAACUCCAGGUGAGUCCGUCUGUGUCAAGAUUCAACCGAACCAAUUGCAAAGCCACAUUGUUCUCGGACGGCACUUCUCCGUCACGCAAGCGCUAUACUCAAAGAUCACCAGGCAGAGUAUUGACACUCUGAAGGCCCACUAUAAAGACGAAAUGUCUCAAGACAACUGGAAGUUGGUGGUCACAUUGAAGAAAGUGUUUGGUAUCCAGUAAGGUCAAAGAUCGAAUCUGAAUGCGGAUUAAGCAUCGUUGGCGGCCUAGGCUUUCAAAAUAUGAGCUAAGAUUCUGAUAAAACAUGCUACAACUUUCACACAUAAGUAUCUACUUUCAUCACAUGCGACAUAACAUUUCACAACUGACACAUAAAAGAUUUCUGCUUGAACUUUGGUUGUUGUCGAUGCUAAAGACAUAGCCAAGUUGGAACAACAUCUUUGAGUUGUAACAAGGAGCAAAAAGGAUUUCGUCCGCGAAGGCGAAACGAUUAUACAGCAAAACCCGCCUUUGUUCAACAUAGAAUGGCCUAUGCUGUUGCGUGUCCUUGAUAUUCGUUUACUACGCCUCGCAGCGUGGCGAUCCGAAAGAUGUGCCAAGACGAAUUACGAAUCAUCAAUGAUGAUAUCAUAAUCAAGAAUGAGAUUUUUCUAUCAUAGAAGUAGAAAAUUGAACUUUGUAUUGUUUUCACCGACAUGAAACCCUCCACCCGCAACCAACGAUCAAAUUUAAGAAAUUUCGCACCCGCCAUCGUGUAUGCCAUCUUGAAUCAAAUGUGUUGUCCAACCAACCGCUCGUAAUGCGAAAAUAUGAAAAAAACGCCAACAUCAAUCUUUGCUUAAACUGGUCGAAAGAACACACUUGAAAAAGACUCUCUUCAC
Molecule: messenger RNA, 3658 nt
Organism: Amoebophrya sp. A25
Lineage: Eukaryota; Dinophyceae; Syndiniales; Amoebophryaceae
Source: the annotation of a GenBank genome assembly